UAUGAAUGUGUAUAACGCUCGUAAGUCGUAGUGAUUAUUAAUCGUUAUUUUAGACACUGGUCUUGAGGUUUUACCUAAAUUAACAAAAUAAAGAAUUAUUUUUAUGUUAGAAUAAAACGUUCUGUCUGUAUUGUAAGUACAUAAUGUCUUCAGAAACAGCUCAAGUUAGUUCGUUACCAUUGCCUCCUUUGCAAUAUAUUAAUUUUUAUACUGAUGAAAAUGUUCGAAGAAAUAGAGCGCCUUUGCCUCCAAGGCCUAUACAUGACUCUUACCAAAUGUUUGGACAUACAUUUAAUGCUGAUGAUACGAUAAUAAGAUCUCUAGAAAGCCAGGGAUUUCGACGCCUUUACCCAAUGCAUUUUGAAAGAAGACGAGAGUUGAAGAAAUUGAACCACUCAUUAUUAGCAAAUUUUUUAGACCUUUUAGAUUUAUUGGUUCAUUGUCCUGAUUCACCUAAAAGAGCAGAGAAAGUUGAAGAUCUGAGUUUAUUAUUUAUACACAUUCAUCACCUUUUAAAUGAAUUCAGGCCACAUCAGGCGAGAGAAACAUUAAGAGUAAUGAUGGAAUUACAAAAGCGUCAAAGAGUGGAAACCGCUAUGAGAUUUCAAAAGCAUUUGGAUAAAGUACAGGAUAUUUUACAAAAUGCACUUCAGAGCUUACCAGAUCAAAAUGAUAUGGAAUCCAACUUUAAAGUACCUGCAGAGAUAUUAGAACAUAUGGACUGUGGCCCAAUUGAUAGUGCUAAUCUAGACCCCUGUUAUGAGCUUGAUAGAAUUAUGUGUAAUGUAGUUGAUAAUAUGAGAUAAGUGAAUCUGGAAAAUAUGGCAUAUUAAUAAAACACUUUUUCAAAUUU
Nymphalis io (European peacock) is the source of this 853-nucleotide messenger RNA. RefSeq names its product mediator of RNA polymerase II transcription subunit 7 (gene MED7). The transcript has 3 exons. Bases 144 to 806 code for a protein of 220 amino acids. Gene Ontology annotation, cellular component: core mediator complex; mediator complex. Gene Ontology annotation, biological process: regulation of transcription by RNA polymerase II. NCBI's taxonomy places the organism in Eukaryota, Metazoa, Arthropoda, Insecta, Lepidoptera, Nymphalidae. Gene Ontology annotation, molecular function: transcription coregulator activity. The record is from RefSeq and is a predicted model, not a curated record.